Molecule: messenger RNA, 1627 nt
Organism: Microtus ochrogaster (prairie vole)
Lineage: Eukaryota; Metazoa; Chordata; Mammalia; Rodentia; Cricetidae
Gene: Cxcl16
Product: C-X-C motif chemokine ligand 16
Biological process (GO): positive regulation of cell migration; response to tumor necrosis factor; positive regulation of cell growth
Molecular function (GO): chemokine activity; scavenger receptor activity; low-density lipoprotein particle receptor activity
Source: RefSeq, a predicted model, not a curated record
AGUGAAAGCAUCUUGGAACCAGAGGGAGAUCUAGCAGGUCAUCACUUUACAAACCACCAGACAGACGGGCGACAGCCGGAGAGGACUGACAUCCCCGAACCCAAGCGAGUCAUUCUUCCGGAGCCACCGCUUGCCCUCUCAGGUUCCUCUGGCUCCAUAGCCCGAACUUUCUUUCGGUUUUGUCAGUCUUGGCUGUCCCCACGACUGACUGGCCGUGAGUCUGGAAACGGGUGAAGGAGCUCCGCCUUCGGGAAUUCCCCGACGUGGGCGCUGGGUGCUGCGUAGGCUCCGGGCACUGACCCCACGGUUGGUUCGGGACCGCGCGCGGGGAGCAGCGGCACCUCCACCGCGCGCCCUCUCCCCGCCUGAGCUUGGCACCGACGGCAGCGCCUCCGCAGAACCUCGGGCAGCCGGGGAAUCAGCUGGAUGUCGGCUAAGUGGCCUGGCGGCAACAAGCUCCGCUAAGCCCGGAGAUGAGGCAGGGCUUCGGACCUCUGCCCCUAGCGCCCUUUCUCUACUUGCUGGCUCUGCUGACCCCGCCAGGUGAUGGCAACCAGGGGAGUGUCACUGGAAGCUGUUCCUGUAAAAAAACAAUUCCUCCUGCCACACUGGUACCAGCUACUAGCUUGAAUUAUAUCCGACAACACCUGCAAACAUACGAUCACUGUCCAUUAAUCACCAGGUUCUGGUUAACGAAGUCCGGGAAGUCCUUCACUGUGUGUGGGGACAGCCGGGAACAGUGGGUCCUUGAUUUGGUAAAGUGCGUUGACAGCAAAGAGUGUGGAAAUGGCCAUGGGAAGAGCCUGCACCACCAGGAGCAUCUGCCUCACACUAAUACCCAGAUCCCUGUGGCCACCAAGGGGACACCUCCAGCCACAAGCACCCCUGCACAGAUGCAGAGUACCCAGCAGUCCACUUUCCCAUCUGGAGCACUGUCUUUGAACAAAGGGGCCACCCACCACAGUGAGACGAGCACUCUCACCUCAGGCUAUGAAGGCACUGCUCUCACCUCAGGCUUUGACCCGGAAGCUAGACUGGAGGCUGAAGCAAAUAAAAACCACCAAGAGGACAAACAGCAAGAAGGAAAACCAGGAGCUUCAGCUGGCAAAGCAGCCUUGGUGCCAGUGCUGUCCCUCCUGGCCAUCGUUUUCCUUCUCACGGCAGCCAUGGCCUACGUGCUGUGCAGCAGGAGAGACAGGCAGCGGAGAGACGCAGAUCUGCAGCUCCAUUAUACACUUGUGAACUCUAGUGCCUGAAGCAGGACUGGGGCUUUGGAGAGAAGACGCGGGAGAGAGAUGGCAGGCUGGGCUCCGUCAGUGAACUGGACCUUCGCUCGUUCUUUCACGUCAUAAACCUGGGUAGCUUUGAGCUGUUGAUUCUCUGCCUCUCCCUGCAGACAUACACCACAUCUGCCCUAAUUUACUGCUGUACAUAACGCAGUUAGAACUUUGUUUUGCUUAGGGAGGAUCUUACUCAGUCCAAGUCGGCCUCAAAUUCCCUAUGUGACUGAGGAUGACUACUGAAUCUCCUGCCUCCACUUCCAUAGUGCUGGAUUACACACUUGCUAAACACUUUUUUUAAUGAUUUACCUUUAUGUGCAUUGGUGUGAAGGUGUCAGAUCUCGUGG